This is a messenger RNA of Didymodactylos carnosus, 1152 nucleotides long. The record is from the annotation of a GenBank genome assembly. Lineage: Eukaryota; Metazoa; Rotifera; Eurotatoria; Philodinida; Philodinidae.
AUGUCAACAAAUAGAUUAGGACGCAUUGUCAUUGUGGGAGGAGGUCCUGGUGGACUUACACUGGCACGCAUUCUUCAACUCAAAGGUGUUGAAGUCAAACUCUAUGAACGAGAAAGUUCCAUUGAUGCUCGGACUCAAGGAGGAACUUUAGAUUUACAUGCGGAAUCUGGACAAUAUGCUCUUCAAACAGCAGACUUAUUUGACAAGUUUCAAGCGCUCUGUCGUCCAGAAGGACAGGAUACGCGCAUCAUCGACAAGUCUGGCAGGAUACUUUUGGAAGAAGUGUCUAAUGAAAAUAAUUUUGGCCGUCCAGAGAUCGAUCGACAUGAUCUGCGGCAAUUGCUUCUCAAAUCGUUGAAGGCAGGUACCAUUGUACAAGGACAUAGUUUACAAAGUAUCGAAUCCUUGAAGAAUGGUCAACAUAAACUUAUUUUCGACAAUGGCUUAAUAGAGACUGCUGAUUUGGUAGUUGGGGCAGACGGUGCAUGGUCGCGCGUCCGCCCUAUUGUAUCAAGUGCAAAGCCUCAGUACGGUGGUGUGACGAUGGUGGAAGCACAAUUCAGCGAGGUUGAUGACCGACAUCCUGAGAUUACCAAAUUGGUUGGUCGUGGUACCAUGUUUUCUUUGUUCGAUAACAAAGGUCUUAUCGCUCAGCGCAAUGGGCAGAAUCGAAUUCGUGUCUAUAUCACUUUGCGUGUACCGGAGAAUUGGGCGGCUGCAUCGGGUAUUGAUUUCGACCAACCAGAACAAGUUCGUACUCAUCUUCUUCGAUUAUUUGAGGAUUGGGACGAUAGUCUGCUCAACUUCAUUCAUUCUUGCGAUGCUAACUUUAUUCCACGCCCUCUGUAUAUUCUACCCAUAAAUCAUAGGUGGGAAACACAACCAGGCGUCACACUAAUAGGCGAUGCUGCUCAUCUCAUGUCUCCUUUCGCCGGUGAAGGUGUUAAUUUGGCUAUGCUCGAUGCUACAGAGUUGGCUCUUGCCAUCAUCAGUGCAGACGAUUUAAACCAAGCUAUUCACGACUUCGAGCAAAAGAUGUUUUCUCGCGCUGCUAUAGCUGCCGAAGAAUCCUCAAACAAUCUUGACCUAUUUAUUGCACCUGGCAACUCAGCAGAAAUAGCGGCAGAAUUGUUCAAAAAAAUGAUGGAGGGG